Messenger RNA from Rangifer tarandus platyrhynchus (Svalbard reindeer), 2091 nucleotides. The record is from the annotation of a GenBank genome assembly. Lineage: Eukaryota; Metazoa; Chordata; Mammalia; Artiodactyla; Cervidae.
AUGGACCGUCCAAAACCCAAGGUCUUCCCAGUGGGGCACUGCUGCCCCUCCCUGGGAAUGCGAGCCUCGGAGGCUGGCAGCAGAAGGUUCUCAGUGCCACCCUCCAUCAGCAGGAACUCGGCCAUGGUGAACGAACCCAGAGGGAACGGAGGCCCCGGCCCCCGCUGGGAGGGCAGCAGCAGCGGCAGCGAGAGCUCCAAGGAUAGUUCAAGGUGCUCCACGCCGGGGUUGGACCCCGAGCGAUGCGAGAGACUCCGUGAGAAGAUGAAGCGGAGGAUGGACUCUGGUGACAAGUGGUUCUCCCUCGAGUUCUUCCCUCCCCGAACUGCCCAGGGCGCUGUCAAUCUCAUCUCCAGGUUUGACCGGAUGGGAGCGGGUGGCCCCCUCUUUGUAGACGUGACCUGGCACCCAGCCGGGGAUCCUGGCUCCGACAAGGAGACCUCGUCCAUGGUGAUUGCCAGCACCGCCGUGAACUACUGUGGCCUUGAGACCAUCCUGCACAUGACCUGCUGUCAUCAGAGCCGGGAGGAGAUCACGGGCCACCUGCACAAAGCCAAGCAGCUGGGCCUGAAGAACAUCCUGGCGCUGAGGGGAGACCCCAUAGGUGACCAGUGGGAAGAGGAGGAAGGAGGCUUCAACUAUGCUACGGACUUGGUGAAGCACAUCCGAAACGAGUUUGGUGACUACUUUGACGUCUGUGUGGCAGGUUACCCCAAAGGCCACCCUGAAGCAGAGAGCUUUGAGGCCGAUCUGAAGCACCUGAAGGAGAAGGUGGCUGCGGGAGCCGACUUCAUCAUCACCCAGCUGUUCUUUGAGGCUGACACGUUCUUCCACUUUGUGAAGGCUUGCUCCGAGAUAGGCAUUACCUGCCCCAUCCUCCCCGGCAUCUUCCCUAUUCAGGGCUACCACUCCCUCCGGCAGCUGGUGAAGCUAUCCAAACUGGAGGUGCCACAGCAGAUCAAGGACGUGAUCGAGCCCAUCAAAGACAAUGACGCUGCCAUCCGCAACUAUGGCAUCGAGCAGGCAGUGAGCCUGUGCCAGGAGCUGCUGGCCAGCGGCUUGGUGCCAGGCCUCCACUUCUACACCCUCAACCGCGAGGUGGCCACCAUCGAGGUGCUGAAGCGCCUGGGGCUUUGGAUCGAGGAUCCCAGGCGUCCCCUGCCCUGGGCCCUCAGCGCCCACCCCAAGCGCCGGGAGGAGGAUGUCCGGCCCAUCUUCUGGGCCUCGAGACCAAAGAGUUACAUUUACCGCACACAGGAGUGGGACGAGUUCCCCAACGGCCGCUGGGGCAACUCCUCCUCUCCGGCCUUUGGGGAGCUGAAGGACUACUACCUCUUCUACCUAAAGAGCAAGUCCCCAAAGGAAGAGCUGCUGAAGAUGUGGGGGGCGGAGCUGACCAGUGAGGAAAGCGUCUUCCAAGUCUUUGCCCACUACCUCUCGGGAGAGCCCAACCAGAACGGCUACAAAGUGACUUGCCUGCCCUGGAAUGACGAGCCCCUGGCGGCCGAGACCAGCCUGAUGAAGGAGGAGCUGCUGAGAGUGAACCGGCGGGGCAUCCUCACCAUCAACUCCCAGCCCAACAUCAACGGGAAGCCAUCCUCUGACCCCAUCGUGGGCUGGGGCCCCAGUGGGGGCUAUGUCUUCCAGAAGGCCUACUUAGAGUUCUUCACUUCCCGAGAGACGGUGGAGGCGCUUCUGCAGGUGCUGAAGAAGUAUGAGCUCCGGGUGAAUUACCACAUCGUGGAUGUGAAGGGUGAAAACAUCACCAACGCCCCUGAGCUGCAGCCCAAUGCGGUCACCUGGGGCAUUUUCCCUGGCCGAGAGAUCAUCCAGCCCACAGUGGUGGACCCGGUCAGCUUCAUGUUCUGGAAGGAUGAGGCCUUCGCGCUGUGGAUUGAGCAGUGGGGCAAGCUGUAUGAGGAGGAGUCCCCCUCCCGCAUGAUCAUCCAGUACAUCCAUGACAACUACUUCCUGGUCAACUUGGUGGACAACGAGUUUCCACUGGACAACUGCCUGUGGCAGGUGGUGGAAGACACGUUUGAGCUUCUCAGCAGGCCCCCCCAAGAUGAGAGGGAGACAGAGGCGCCGUGA